Molecule: messenger RNA, 903 nt
Organism: Neoarthrinium moseri
Lineage: Eukaryota; Fungi; Ascomycota; Sordariomycetes; Amphisphaeriales; Apiosporaceae
Exons: 1
Coding region: 1-903 (300 amino acids)
Source: RefSeq, a predicted model, not a curated record
AUGAUGCCCCUGACGCCGCCUCCGCUUCGUCUCAGCGACCGUAGAUUUCUCCCAUCCAUGGUCGGACUGAGCUCCGUCCGGUCGUCGUCAGGACAGUCCCAACCAUAUCAAGGCGAUGUGACAUCUCCUAAGCACCCAGGAUUCUACCCAGCAAACAACAAAAUGCUACCUAUGGCCGAGCAACGUAGCACCACUUCAAGUUCUGAGUUUGAUCAGGGCCAUGGUCGGCCGGCAAUCGUUAUUCGAAGCAGUACCAGCUCAGAAGUUAGCAACCUACCAACGAUAAUGGCCCCCGCUUUGAGAUUCGACAAAGCAUGCUUCUCCACGACAGGAAGCAUUGCAGUCAUUAGUCCUAGAACACCACCUUUAUCACCAGCUCGACCCCAGAGGCCACAUGACAAUCCCUUAGCAAUUCCAGACCUAGUAACCCCAGUGAGGUCCUCGACGGGGGCGCUGCCUCCGCCGCCUCCUUCUCUUCUCACUGUGAAGAUGAGACUCUCAUCCACCUCUACGCCGUCUCUCGGGUCGGCCUCAACGACAGUAUCGCCAGUAUCACCCCUAUCCCCAUCACAGCACAAUGCCAAGAGGUCUCCAGUCAGCCCGCCUCCACACCCUGCGGAGAUCGGGGUUGCCAUCAGCAGACUACAAAACAACCCAGCAGCGGGUGUCAUCCUGCCUAGCUGCUCCCACGAACUAUGCGACUUGACUGAGUCGCCCGUCCGCGAGCGCCGCGAGAAAUGGGCCGGCUGGGGUGGUGUCAGUAAGGGGAGCCCGGGUACCGCUGUCCCAGGUAGGAAUAGGGUGAAUGGGAAUCCGAAGAUCUCAGGUGACACCAAGGGAAUUGUAAGGUCUACACUUGUGAUGAAAGAGCUGGACUUGGCGAGGCUAGGUGGGAGCUACUAA